CCAUUGGAUGUUGUACCCAUGAAGUGAUGACGUAUGCACAGCCGGGUGUGAAAGUAAGACGUGACCAGUGUGUGACUGUCUCACCGGCUCUCUGCACGAGUUAGGGAAGGGAACAGCCGUUCACUGGACUGUCAAACCGCGAAUUCUCAUCGGACAAGCAUGUCUCGCAUCGUCGAGUGCGUUCCCAAUUUCUCGGAGGGAAGACACAAGGAGGUUAUCGAGGCUAUAGCCAAUGCCAUAGCCUCCACGGAUGGCGUCAGCCUGCUGGACGUUGACCCCGGCCCCUCCACCAACCGUACGGUGUACACGUUUGUGGGGUCGCCAGAGAGCGUGGUGGAGGGCGCCAUGAACGGGGCCAGGGCAGCAUCACAGCUCAUUGACAUGACAAGGCACCAUGGUGAGCACCCUCGGAUGGGAGCUCUGGAUGUCUGUCCCUUCAUCCCAGUCAGAGGAGUGACGGAGGAGGACUGUAUACAGUGUGCUAAUGAGUUUGGGAAACAGCUGGCAGAGGAGCUGGGGGUGCCAGUUUACCUGUACGGGAAGGCAGCCAAGGAGGAGAAGAGAGUCAAACUGCCCAGUAUCCGGGCCGGGGAGUACGAGGGGCUGGAGGAAAAGUUGAAGAACCCGGCAUGGCAGCCAGACUUCGGCCCGGCAGACUUCAUCCCCAGCUGGGGCGCCACGGCGACAGGCUGUCGUAAGUUCCUCAUCGCCUGGAACGUGAACCUGCUCGCCACCAAGGAGCAGGCGCAUCGCAUCGCACUCAACCUGAGGGAACAGGGAAGGGGACCUAACGAGCCAGGCAGGUUGAAGUGUGUGCAGGGGAUCGGCUGGUGGCUGGACGAGGCUAACAUGGCCCAGAUCUCCAUGAACCUGACAGACUUUGACGUCACCCCUCUACACACAGCGUACGAGGAGGCCUGCAAGGAUGCUAAGGAGCUGAAUCUGCCCGUGGUUGGUUCCCAGGUUGUGGGGCUGGUUCCUCUCCAGGCCAUCAUGAUGGCUGCUGAGUUCUACAUGGAGAAGGACAACCUGUUCUUAGUGGAGGAGGACCAGAAAGUCAGGCUGGCCAUAGACAGGCUGGGGUUGAAUUCCCUAGGUCCGUUCACUCCUAAGGAAAGAAUCAUAGAGUACAUGAUCCGUAGUGAGGAUGAGCCAGGUCCUCUAGCCUCUACCAGCGUCUUCAACUUCAUCAAGAACGUCGGAGCGCGCUCACCAGCACCGGGGGGCGGGUCUGUGUCUGCAUGUGUGGCAGCUAUGGGUGCAGCGCUCGGUGCCAUGGUCGCCUUCAUGACGUACGGGAAGCGACAGUUUGAGCAGCUGGACGGGAAGAUGCGCCAGCUGAUCCCGCCUCUCUACACCACCAUGAACGAGCUCAUCCCCUUCAUCGACAAGGACACCACGGCCUUCAACGACUACAUGGCGGCCUGUAAACUUCCUAAGGGAACUCCUGAGGAACAAGCAGUUCGUGACCAGGCCAUGCAGGCGGGUCUACAGAAGGCUAUCCAGGUCCCGCUGGCCGUCAUGCAGACAGCAAACAGGGUGUGGGGCCAGCUACAGGAACUGGCUCAGAGUGGGAACUUCACUACCAUGUCUGAUCUACAGGUUGGAGCCCGUAGUCUGGAAACUGGCGUGUGGGGAGCCUACCACAAUGUGAUGAUCAACCUCAGAGACAUCAAGGAUGAACAGUACAAGCAGAAGAUCACAGCAGAAGCUGAAGCUGAAGUACAGAAAGCCCAGGAGGGAAAAGAAGCUGUGCUGAAAAUCAUCUCUGAGAGAAAGGAGUGAUAAAGUGCUUCCCGUUCUCAGCAAACUGUCCUCAUUAACCCAUGACUUUGACUUCAUGUUUUUGUUUCGUUUGCCGCUGAUGGAAACCAAUACCUUGCAUCAAAUGGCUUUUAAUUUGCUGACCGUUGUUUUUUAUUAGGUUUUCAACUCCUCUGUGAUACACAGUUGGUCUUUUGCAAAAAGCUGUUGAGACAAUGCUUCACAACACAAGAAACAAUAGCUACCACAGCUCUAACAUGGUAAUGAUCAUGGCAUAAAAUAGUGCUCUGAAUACUGAUUGCCCACUGAUAGAGAGGUGCUGUGUGCUGAUUGGUCAUCCAGUAUGCAAAUAAAACAUUGUGGACCAAUCA
Branchiostoma floridae (Florida lancelet) is the source of this 2135-nucleotide messenger RNA. RefSeq names its product formimidoyltransferase-cyclodeaminase-like. NCBI's taxonomy places the organism in Eukaryota, Metazoa, Chordata, Leptocardii, Amphioxiformes, Branchiostomatidae. The transcript has 13 exons. The record is from RefSeq and is a predicted model, not a curated record. Gene Ontology annotation, molecular function: folic acid binding; transferase activity. The coding region runs from base 160 to 1785 and encodes 541 amino acids.